Molecule: messenger RNA, 1019 nt
Organism: Salvia miltiorrhiza (redroot sage)
Lineage: Eukaryota; Viridiplantae; Streptophyta; Magnoliopsida; Lamiales; Lamiaceae
Exons: 2
Coding region: 1-582 (193 amino acids)
Source: RefSeq, a predicted model, not a curated record
AUGGGUGAACAAACUUCUCUCUGUAAAUUUGGUGAUUCUACCGAAGAAUCACCAGAUCCGUUGCCAUCUCCGAUCAAUAUCUGUAAAUCCGAUGAUUUCACCGAUUAUUCACUGGAUUCGAUGAUGGUGCCUCGUUUUUUCGGUGAUACGGCGCCGCUGACGAUGUCCGAACCCACGUUUUCAGAUGUGGUGACGGCGACCCACACUGAAAUUAUGUCCUUUCCGGCUUGGGCUUUGGAGCCGGACACUGUCGUGCCGGAAACCCCCCAAGAUCUGGUGGCCGUGGAUGGAGAAUCAGAGCUAGAUCUGGCCGUGGAUGGCUUCGUCCAGGAUGAAGAAGGCCGGCCAUUCGAUACGGUGGUGCCUGAAACGGAGGGAGAUCUGGCCGUGGAUGGCUUCGUCCUGGAUGAAGAAGGCCGGCCAUUCGAUACGGUGGUGCCUGAAACGGAAGGAGAUCUGGCCGUGGAUGGCUUCGUCCUGGAUGAAGAAGGCCGGCCAUUGGAUAUGGUGGUGCCUGAAACGGAGGGAGAUCUGGAGCCUGAAACGGUGGUGCCGGAACCUUUUGAUAAUUGGAGGGGCUAGAGCAACGAGAGAAGGAUUUGGUACCUUCGAUUGCUAUCUCGCUACUGCCCGGCUGCCUUAGACCUAAUCUAAUCAGGCCUUCCCAUCAUCUUUUGUGCGCGUGCUGCUGUCCAUAGUCGCCAUAUAGUCCUCACAUCGAUCUGGAACAGUGCUGCUGCCUCUUUCUUCGCGCCGUGUCGAAGCUUCAAGUCGUUGCUGUUCUGGAGCAGCCACUGUGCAACAUUGUUCCUUUCAAUUUCAGACAUGUUUGCUCUUUUCCUUUUGUCUGCCAUCUUCUCUUUCUCUUCUUUACUUUUUCAGUUUUUGAAGUAAAGAGAGCAUUUAGGCUUUAAAUGCUCUCUUAUUUAUUGAUGUAAGUGGAGAAAAAAACAAGUGGAAUUUGGCUCCAAUUCGAUGGAAAUUUUUGGUGGGAAAUGAAAUUUGGCUAUUUUGGUUCA